Saccharomycopsis crataegensis is the source of this 1581-nucleotide messenger RNA. RefSeq lists its product as uncharacterized. Gene Ontology annotation, cellular component: membrane. The record is from RefSeq and is a predicted model, not a curated record. NCBI's taxonomy places the organism in Eukaryota, Fungi, Ascomycota, Saccharomycetes, Ascoideales, Saccharomycopsidaceae. The transcript has 3 exons. Gene Ontology annotation, biological process: transmembrane transport. Gene Ontology annotation, molecular function: transmembrane transporter activity. Bases 1 to 1581 code for a protein of 526 amino acids.
AUGUCCCUUGAAGCUAAAGAUAUCAAGGAGCAAGCGUCUCAUAUUGAAGAUGCCGACUCCUUUGAAAAAAACAACCUCAGAGAAACCGAGAUCGAUGUUGCUGAUGCUCUACUUAACGACGAUAUUGCUGACGGAGAAGAAAUUCUCCGACUCAAGAAAAUCGUUGGUGAAGGUCGUGAGGCAAUGGAAAAAAAACUUCUUUGGAAAAUGGACCUCCGUUUGAUUGCCCCACUUAUCAUCAUUUUCAUUUUGAAUUUCUUGGACCGUACUAAUAUUGCCACCGCCCGUUUGGAUAAGCUUGAAGAAGAUACUGGAUUGAAAGGUACCCAAUACAACACCAUCAUUGGUAUUUUUUACGUCGGUUAUGUCUUGACUCAAUUUGGUACCAACUUGAUCAUCAGUAAAGUUAGACCUUCGGUGUUUUUGCCAUCUAUUAUGGUCUCUUGGGCUAUUGUUAGUGCCAGUUGUGGUGCAGUGCAAAGCUUUGGUGGUUGGGUGGCCAUCAGAUUCAUUUUGGGGGUUGUGGAAUCACCAUUCUUUGGGGGUUGUCUUUUCUAUCUUUCCGCUUGGUACACUAAAAAAGAAUUGGCCACCAGAUUGUCUAUUUUCUACUGUGCCUCAUUGAUGUCUAAUGCGUUUGGUAGUUUGCUCGGUCAAGCCAUUCUUGACAGAUUUCAACACGACAACCGCGGAAUUGCUGCCUGGAGAUGGCUUUUCAUCAUUGAAGGGUCUGCAACCGUGCCUAUCGCUAUAAUCUGUAUGUUCAUUUUGCCAGAUUAUCCUCACAACACCAAGUUCCUUGAUGACAAAGAAAAAGCCCUUGCAAGAUUGAGAUUGAUCGAAUUCUCUAGUCAAAACGAUGAUUUUGAAAACCAGUCUAUCAAAGAAGGUGUUAAAGCUGCUUUCACCGACCCUGCUUUGUAUUUGCUCUGGAUUAUCCAACUUGGUAUCAUGACUGCUGCUACUUGUAAUGCCUUCUUCCCAACAAUUAUUGGAACUUUAGGUUACGACAGACAAAAGACUUUGUUUAUGGUGGUUCCACCAUGGGUGGUUGCCGCAAUCUUGUCGGUCUCUUUAUGUUUCCAUUCUGAUAAAAAGAAUGAAAGAGGUUGGCAUAUUGCUUGUGGGCUUAUUCUUCCACUUGUGGGAUUUAUCAUUGCCAUUUCCACCAUGAAUAUCGCCGCCCGUUACUUUUCCAUGUUCUUGAUGCUUGGGAUUUACUCACCAUUCACCAUUGUGUUUUCCUGGAUUUCCACCACCUUGUCUACUCCUCCAGCUAAGCGUUCGAUUUCGUUUGCCUUUGUCAAUGCCUUUGCCAACAUUUCUUCGACAUACGCCACCUAUUUCUAUCCUGCCUCGUCCAGUCCAAAGUACACCGAAGCCUGGGCUUGUAAUCUUGCAUUCACUGCUUUGGCAAUCAUUGGCACCAUUGUGUUGAAGUUCUACCUUAAGAGCAGAAACGACAAAUUGGAUGCUGCCAAUGAGGAAGAUUUGGCCACCGAAGGGAAACGUAUUGGCUCCAGAACCAUUGCUUUGGCUAAGAAAUACGAUUGUGAACCACAUUACAGAUUCACCACUUGA